This is a messenger RNA of Ostreococcus lucimarinus CCE9901, 1167 nucleotides long. RefSeq lists its product with no specific name. Gene Ontology annotation, molecular function: RNA endonuclease activity. The transcript has a single exon. Lineage: Eukaryota; Viridiplantae; Chlorophyta; Mamiellophyceae; Mamiellales; Bathycoccaceae. The coding region runs from base 1 to 1167 and encodes 388 amino acids. The record is from RefSeq and is a predicted model, not a curated record. Gene Ontology annotation, biological process: ribosome biogenesis; endonucleolytic cleavage of tricistronic rRNA transcript (SSU-rRNA, 5.8S rRNA, LSU-rRNA). Gene Ontology annotation, cellular component: nucleolus.
AUGCCGCCCUCCCGCGCGCCCGCGCGCUUCACCGGCGCCAAGGACUUCCGCGCGCGCAUCCUGAUCAGCGUCCUGAGCGGUAAGCCGUGCGUGAUUCGCGACAUUCGCGUCAAAACCGCCGCGCGAGGCGGCGGUGACGACGCCGUCGGGCUGCGCGAUUACGAAGUCUCGCUCCUGCGCCUGAUCGAUAAGCUCACGAACGGCACGCGCGUGGACAUCAGCGAAGACGGCACCGCGGUGCGGUUCGACCCGGGCGUGGUGAAGGGAGGACGCGCGCUGACGCACGAGUGCGCGACGAGCCGGGGCGUCGGGUAUUACGUCGAGCCGACGCUGGCGUUGGGAUUGUUCGCGAAGAAACCGAUCGAAUUGACGCUCAUGGGGGUGACGAACGACGACGCGGACGUGAGCGUGGACGUGUUUAGGACGGUGACGCUGCCGAUGCUGAAGAAACACUUCGGCGUGGACGAUGGAUUGGCGCUGGAGGUGGAACGGCGAGGGUGUCCGCCGAACGGCGGCGGUCGCGUGCGGUUGACGUUGCCGAUUGUGAAAACGCUGCCGACGCUGGAUUGGUGCGACGAGGGCUUGGUGAAACGGGUGCGAGGGGUGACGUUUACGUGCAAGGUGUCGCCGCAGAAUGGAAACCGCAUGGUGGACGCUGCGAGAGGGGUGUUGAACGCGUUCAUUCCAGACGUGUACAUUUUCACCGACCAUCACGUCGGUCCGGAGGCGGGGAAGAGCCCAGGGUACGGAUUAUCCCUCGUCGCCGAAACCACCACGGGUUGCGUGCUCGGCGCCGACGCCGCGUCCACGGCGUGCGCGUCCGCGAUGAGCGAGGCGGCGGAUUUAGAAUGGGCCGACGACGCCGAGGCGCGCGUGCCCGAAGACGUCGGCCGCCGCGUCGCCGAGGCGCUCGUCGCCGAGAUCCAACGCGGCGGCGUCGUCGACAGCACCCAUCAAUCCCUCGCCCUCAUCCUCCUCGCCAUCGGUCCCGAGCAAGUGUCCAGAAUCCGUCUCGGUCAGCUCACCCCUCGAGCGAUCGAAACCUUGCGCGCGCUCAAAGCCUUCUUCGGCGUCACCUUUCACGUGCAGCCCGAGCCCGAGAGCGGCACCGUGUUCUGCUCCGUCGUCGGCGUCGGUCUGAAGAACGUCGCCAGGCGCAGCACGUGA